GUUGCUACUCAACUGAUUCAUUCUUGAUGACACGGUCAUCUGCUCUGAUCCGCGCCAGACUGCAUCUUGACGCCGGAUGCGGAUCCCUUCAACUUGUCGGGCUCGGACCACACUUUCUGCCGCCGCAUUAUUUUUCACGCGCUCCGUCAUCAAUUUGGUCUUGUGCCACCUAAUUAAACCCGAUUCAACAAUUGGCCGCCGGAUGUUUAACCAUCUUCUCGCCCGAGCCCCGGCGAGGCUUCGGGCUUUUCCGCUCCAAGGGCUCUGCAAGGUGCUCGUCACGAGCGGGCAACAUCCUGAUCAUCCUUUGCGGUAACGUAGCAAAGUAAAGUCCCACUUUUUUUGGAGACGCUGUGGUCUCUGACAGGUGUGCGUCCGCAUACGCAAAAGUGCGCGUUUGCCACCCGCUGCAAAACAAGCGUUGUGAGUCCGUGCUCCACUAUUUGGCCGGCUUGGUGGAACAUGUGGAGCUGGGACGCAUGCAACAGAAAGCCGUGACAUGAGGAGGAGCCGACACCGCGCAAGUAUGGGACUUCCUGUGCUUUGCAAAUGGCUUGUAUUCAUAGCGGUGGUGCCUGUCUGGCUCCUGGCUGCUGCGAACCCCAUGCGUGAGCGUCCCUGCCCGCAGAGCUGCAGAUGUGACGGCAAAAUAAUCUACUGCGAAUCCAAUGCUUUCCGUGAUGUGCCGAGCAAUGUGUCGGUGGGAACGCAGGGCCUGUCGCUGCGGUACAACAGCCUGAUGAACCUGAGAGCCCACCAGUUUGCAGGCCUUGGUCAACUGGUUUGGCUGUACCUCGAUCACAACUACAUCGGUUCCGUGGAUGGCCAAGCGUUCCACGGCAUACGCCGACUUAAAGAACUAAUUCUCAGCUCCAAUAAGAUCACGCUGCUCAAGAACAACACUUUCCAUGACGUUCCCAACUUGCGAAAUCUUGACCUUUCCUACAAUAAACUGCAGGUACUCCAAGCCAAUCAAUUUGUGGGCCUACGGAAGCUACUCAGUUUGCACUUGAGGUCCAAUUCUUUAAAAACGGUCCCAAUGCGGGUCUUCCUUGACUGUCGCAACCUGGAAUUCCUAGAUAUCGGCUACAACAGGCUACGGAGCCUCACGCGUAACGCCUUCGCCGGACUCUUUAAGCUGGUCGAGCUGCAUUUGGAACACAACCAGUUUUCCAAGAUCAACUUUGCUCAUUUCCCCCGCCUGACUAAUCUGAGGGCACUUUAUUUGCAAUGGAACCGCAUCAAACUGCUGACCCAGGGCCUGUCAUGGAUGUGGACUUCCCUGCAAAAACUAGACCUGUCCGGAAACGAGCUCCAGAUGUUGGACCCCAGCACCUUUCAAUGCCUGCCCAACCUCCAGACCCUCAACUUGGACUCCAACAAACUGAACAAUGUGUCUCAGCAGACUGUCGAGACUUGGAUCUCCCUCACCACCGUCAGUCUGGCUGGUAAUCUGUGGCACUGUAACCCCAACAUAUGCCCCCUAGUGGACUGGCUCAAGGCUUUCAAGGGAAACAAGGAGUCCACUAUGAUUUGCACGGACCCUAAGGAGGCACAAGGAGAAAAAGUCACCGACGUGGUGGAGACUUACAACAUUUGCACAGUAACGCCAAGCCCCGUUACCUCAACAAGGGCGCCUCUCACCUCCGCAUUUCAAACAGAACCGCUCCCCCUUCCCACACGGCCCGAAGUGGACGAGAAGCUGGCGGACAACAGGACAGUCUCUCCUACUCCUUCGCAGGCCUCCCCGACCAUCCUUUUACCAGACUCUGAGUACGUGUCCUUCCAUAAGAUCAUCGCGGGUACCGUGGCCCUCCUCCUGUCCGUGGCUAUCAUCCUACUUGUUAUCUAUGUUUCGUGGAAGCACUAUCCCAGCAGCAUCAAGCAGCUUCAGCAACGGCCCACGGUUAAAAAGCGGCAGAAAAAGGCUCGGGAGACUGAGCGCUCCUUUAAUUCGCCACUGCAAGAGUAUUACGUGGACUACAAGCCUUCACACUCCGAGACAAUGGAUGUGCUGGUUAAUGGGACAGGACCUUACACAUACACCAUCUCAGGCUCCAGGGAAUGCGAGAUUCCGCUGCAGUUGAGAGCCCUGACGUACACUUGUGAGCCGUCAGUGCUGGACUACUGCCGCGCUCACCUGCACGUCAACCUGGAGCCCCACAUUCCGGAGAUGGAUGGUCUGAGGCCAAGCAGGUACCAACGGGGCCCAAUGACCGUCCUUCCCCCAUACCGAUUCCCUCCGCCUGUGAGCAGCACACACUAUUAAAUAGUCCACGCACUUUUUCAAACAAAAACGCAGACUGUGUUGAAGGGAAGUGGGAAUGGUGAAGAAGCAACGGAGACAGUCGAUCUUCUGGAGAGCAUUCAGGAUGCAGGGUAAUGAGAAUGACAUAUUUCUCUGUGGGAAUACAGUGUAAGGGUGCAGUCGUAUUGAUUGAGGAUAUCGAAGCUUCGGCGGGUCAGA
Molecule: messenger RNA, 2467 nt
Organism: Hippocampus zosterae (dwarf seahorse)
Lineage: Eukaryota; Metazoa; Chordata; Actinopteri; Syngnathiformes; Syngnathidae
Product: leucine-rich repeat transmembrane neuronal protein 4
Exons: 3
Coding region: 500-2269 (589 amino acids)
Cellular component (GO): plasma membrane
Molecular function (GO): protein binding
Source: RefSeq, a predicted model, not a curated record